AUGACCCUCCUCCCGGCGACAAGGACCGACAUCUCGACUAAAGAGUACCUCGCGCUAUUCACACUCACGAGUGGUUGUACAGCUAUCAUAAUCGCUGCAUUCCGGUCGCGCGGCGAACCGAUUGUUGCAUCGUUGGGGUUCAGCGGAUUCGCCUUCGCAGCAACGUAUUGUCUGAUACCAUGGCUAGGCGAUGCCUUCAAGAAGGUGGGGUUUAAGGGGAAGGAUAUGGCGAAAACACAUAGGCCGGAGAUUCCAGAGACGAUGGGUGCUGUCUGCGCGGUCGUGUACAUCAUGUGCAUGUUCCUGUUCAUACCCUUCCCGUUCUACGAGUACCUUGUCCAAACUUCGGGUGGAGGAAACCGUGAUGUUGAAUUCGAGGUUCAGCAAUCGUUCGUUGGGAGGACGUUACAUCGAUUUCCGCAUAACAAGCUAGGAGAAUAUCUAUCAGCUAUCUUAUCCCUGCAGAGCAUGGUUUUCUUGGGCGUAGCAGACGAUUUAUUCGACAUUCGGUGGCGACAUAAGAUCCUCUUACCCGCUAUCGCUGCUAUCCCCAUGCUCGUGGUCUACUACGUCGAUUUUGGAGUUACAGUAAUCUCCAUUCCGACGGUACUACAGCCAUACCUUGGGCGUUUACUCAACUUGGGCUGGCUCUACUACGCCUACAUGGCCUUCGUCGCCAUCCUCGGCCCAAACGCAAUCAACAUCCUCGCCGGCAUAAACGGCAUCGAAGUCGGCCAAUCCAUCGUCAUAGCCCUAAUGAUAAUCUUCAACGACAUCCUCUACAUCUCCCAACCGGGUCAUCCAGCCAUGAACUCCCAUCUCUUCUCCCUCUACUUCCUCCUCCCGUUCCUCGGCGUCUCGCUGGCAUUACUCCGUUACAAUUGGUUCCCCGCAAAAGUAUUCGUCGGGGAUACCUACUGCUACUUCGCAGGGUUUUUGUUCAGCGUAGUCGGAAUACUCGGACAUUUUUCAAAGACUUUGAUGUUACUUUUGCUCCCGCAGAUAUUUAAUGGUUGUUAUUCUACGCCACAGUUAUUCGGCUUGAUUCCCUGCCCGCGCCAUCGAUUACCGAAAUUUAAUGCGAGAACCCAUCUCCUCGAACCAUCCAUGGCGCAGUUUGUACAACCGCCUAAGAACAUUACCGUGGUAUUAUUAACCGCCAUGGAGAAGUUUAAGGUCGUAAAGCUGGUUAAAGAUGAAGAAGGGGUUAUUAAGGAAUGUAGUAAUCUUACUAUAUUGAACCUUUGGUUGGUGUGGUUUGGAACUAUGAGGGAAGAUACUUUGGCAAUUGGAGUAAUGGGUUUCCAGUUGGCUAUGGGAUUGUUGGCUUUGGGGAUACGGCAUGGAUUGGCGUUAAUGGUUUAUGAGUAUGACAAUUUGGUUAAGUGGGAUCGGGCUUAG
Molecule: messenger RNA, 1401 nt
Organism: Orbilia oligospora ATCC 24927
Lineage: Eukaryota; Fungi; Ascomycota; Orbiliomycetes; Orbiliales; Orbiliaceae
Exons: 4
Coding region: 1-1401 (466 amino acids)
Biological process (GO): protein N-linked glycosylation; dolichol-linked oligosaccharide biosynthetic process
Cellular component (GO): membrane
Molecular function (GO): UDP-N-acetylglucosamine-dolichyl-phosphate N-acetylglucosaminephosphotransferase activity
Source: RefSeq, a predicted model, not a curated record